Molecule: messenger RNA, 2217 nt
Organism: Pseudozyma hubeiensis SY62
Lineage: Eukaryota; Fungi; Basidiomycota; Ustilaginomycetes; Ustilaginales; Ustilaginaceae
Product: GTPase, predicted
Exons: 1
Coding region: 1-2217 (738 amino acids)
Cellular component (GO): nucleolus
Molecular function (GO): GTP binding
Source: RefSeq, a predicted model, not a curated record
AUGGGUCGACAGCAACGGAAAGAAGAUCGCCAGGCACGCAAGAAGACCAAGAUCUCCGCCACCCAAUCUCAUGCCAAGAAUGCCUCUGGAGCUUCCAACGCCGUCGGAAAGCAAACCAGCAAUGCCGGCUUCGUCUUUCAAAAGAAUCAGUUCGCUAGCCUGAUCAACAAGGGCAAAGCGAGGCUGAUGCAACAGAUCCAGCAGCAGCAGGUAGCUGCUCAGCGUAAAGCGGGGCUUGCAGUUGGGAUGGAGGUGGACCAAGGUGCGGAAGCGAGCGCGACGGCAGCCGCCAGGUUGAAGCACGAGAUUGCGGAUGCGGCCGCCACGUCGAACGCACACACUGCCGAAGCAGAUGGUGUCGACGAUGUUGAUGAAGAGGACGCAUUUCUUUCGACAAGCGGUAUACAACUGGAUCCAACCUUGACAGGUCGGCGGGACAGCUCGCUCAAAGCGUACAUGCGCGAACUCCGCAAAGUCAUCGACAACGCCGACGUCCUCCUCGAAGUGCUCGACGCACGCGAUCCGCUCGGCUGCCGCUCCUUCUCCACCGAACAGCUCCUCCUCCGCUCCAACAAGAAGAUCGUCCUCAUCCUCAACAAGAUCGACCUCGUCCCCAAAUCCAACGUCGAAGCGUGGCUGAAAUACCUUCGACACGACUUCCCCACCUUGGCGUUCAAAGCUUCCACCCAGUCUCAGCGCAACAAUCUCGCGCAGGGUGCCCUCUCCGUCCACUCUUCCGGCUCGGGAGAAUCUAUCAGCGGUGGCUCCGAAGCCAUCGGAGCAGGUGCACUGCUCCAACUCAUCAAGAACUACUCUCGUUCGCUCAACCUCAAGACCUCUCUGUCGGUCGGAGUGUUUGGCGCACCCAACGUGGGCAAAUCCUCCCUGAUCAACUCGCUCAAACGUUCGCGCGUCUGUUCCGUCGCCUCCACCCCAGGUCACACCAAAGUGCUGCAAAGCAUCAUGCUCGAUAAGUCGAUCCGACUCAUCGAUUGCCCCGGAAUCGUCUUUUCCGAUCCAGACCACUCUUCCUCUAGUCCGGAAGAAACGUUGAUUCGACGUCAAUCCGCUCUCCUCCGCAACGUGGUGAAGGUCGAACUGGUCGAGGAUCCGAUCACGCCGGUGGAAGCGAUCCUCGCGAGGGUGCCGCGGGAAGAGGUGCUGGAGAUCUACGGGCUGGACUGGUUCGAGGAAGGCGAUGCGCAGGAUUUCCUGAUGAGGGUGGCGGUGGGUCGGGGGAGGAUGAGAGGUGGAGGCAAGUUGGAUCUGGAAGGCAUGGCGAGGAGUGUCUUGCACGAUUGGAAUUCCGGUAGGAUCAAGUACUUUACCAACCCGCCAAAACUGCAUCGAUCCGCGGUGUUGACCGAACCGAAGAUUCCCGGAGAGGGAGUGGAAGAAGAAGGGGGAGCGUUGGAGUCGAGUUCCAAGAUCGUAUCUGGUUUCAGCGAGGCGUUCGAUCUGGCUGGGUUGUUGGGCGAAGCGGAUGCGGAGGUUUUCGGUGCGGGAACAGGUGUUGGGAAAGAUCUGCCUUCCGCUCCCGCGCCUAGGUUCGCUGAGGAAGUCUCGGAUGAGAUUCAGGACGAUCACGAACCACCCAUCACUUCCCCGACCAUCGUUGAAGAACCAGAACCAGCCGACACGUCUCGACGAUCAACGCUGGGGAAACGAUCGCGUCUCUCCUCCUCCGACGAAUCCGACGAUGAAUCAGACGACGAGUUCUCCCGCCAUUCUCACCUCGACACCAUCGACGACGACAUCGAACCUGUCCCUUCGACCGAACCGCAGUCCGAGUGGAAAGACAAACUGCACUCCAAAGCAACCUCGACGUCCAAACGAACGGCGGAACUGUCGCUCGCCUUCUCGCAGCAAGAGUUGGCGUCCAUGGCGCCGCUCACCGGUGCAGCCAGACGCAAGCUCAAGAAGCUGAAGAAGAAGGAGGCGCGUGCGGGAGCGGGGCUGGUGAGGGAGUUGGAAGGGCAAAAGUUGGGUGAAGGAGGGGACGAGGAGGGUGCCGGAAAGGGAGUGGGGAAGGGGAUGCAAGGGAUGUUCGGGAAUGUGGCAGUGAAAAGGCAAGGAGAGGUAGUCAAGAGGAAAGGCACGGGGAGCAUGUUUGAUGUGUUGUUGGAGGGGCAGGAUAUGGAAUCGGAGGAGGAGCAGGAGGAGGAAAAGGACGUGGUGAACGGCGCUGCUGGGGAGGAUUAUGAAGAGGAGCUGUAA